AUGGUCACACUCUCGUAUCUUAAGUUACAGAGACUUUCUCACCUGCCAAAAAUAAUUCAAGAAGGUGGCAGAUGUGAAGGGAAAAUUGCCAACAGCACAAUAACACCAUUAGAAGACAACCGGACUUUUAUUAUAUCCCCCUACUUUGACGACAGAGAAAGCAAAGUCACCCGUGUGAUUGGGAUUGUUCACCACGAAGACGUGAAGCAGCUCUACUGCUGGUUCUGCUGCCAGCCCGACGGGCAGGUAUACGUAUCCAAAGCAAGAAUUGACGUUCACUCAGACAGGUUUGGAUUCCCGUACGGUGCAACAGACAUAGUUUGUUUGGAACCCCAAACCUGCGAUCCGACACACGUAUCCAUCCAUCAGUCUCCGCAUGGAAAUGUCGAGCAGCUGCCCGUGUUUGAAAUCAAGAACCGCAAGGCUGAGGGCUUUUCUGUUGACUUCACCGUGUGCAUCUCGACCAUGUUCGGGAACUACAACAACGUCUUGCAGUUCAUCCAGAGCGUGGAGAUGUACAAGAUUCUUGGGGCGCAGAAAGUGGUGAUCUAUAAGAACAACUGCAGCCAUCUGAUGGAGAAAGUCUUGCAGUUUUAUGUGGAAGAAGGAACGGUGGAGAUCAUUCCCUGGCCAAUAAACUCACACCUCAGGGUUUCUUCUGAAUGGCACUUCAUGCAGGAUGGAACACACAUCGGCUACUAUGGACAA
Eurypyga helias (sunbittern) is the source of this 708-nucleotide messenger RNA. RefSeq lists its product as uncharacterized. Lineage: Eukaryota; Metazoa; Chordata; Aves; Eurypygiformes; Eurypygidae. The transcript has a single exon. The annotation marks the transcript as partial. The record is from RefSeq and is a predicted model, not a curated record.